AUCUUAUUACAUAUAGGUGAGAGUAAUAGUGAGCUUUCAUCAUUUGCUUCUUCUGUAUGGAUGUCGGUUCCAUAGUCCUGCACGUAUCUUCCUUUUUUGGCUGGAUAAAUGUGGAAAGGAGAGAGCCCAUUUUAAAUUUAGUACAUGUGUUCUUCUCUAACUGUGCUGAAAUUCUGUCUUAGUAUUCGCAGGAUUUGAGAAAUUAGGAUGAAGGCAGUUAUUCUUGUAGGAGGUUUUGGUACUCGGCUGAGACCAUUAACUCUUAGUGUCCCAAAGCCGCUUGUUGAAUUUGCUAAUAAGCCCAUGAUUUUGCAUCAGAUCGAGGCUCUCAAGGCUGUUGGAGUGACUGAAGUGGUCUUGGCUAUUAACUACCAGCCUGAGGUGAUGCUGAACUUCUUGAAAGAAUUUGAGACAAAACUCGGGAUUAAGAUUACAUGUUCUCAAGAAACUGAACCACUUGGGACUGCAGGUCCCCUUGCUUUGGCUAGAGACAAGCUGAUUGAUGAUUCUGGUGAGCCAUUUUUUGUACUUAACAGUGAUGUUAUCAGUGAAUAUCCUUUCAAAGAGAUGAUUGAAUUCCACAAAUCCCAUGGAGGUGAGGCUUCUUUAAUGGUGACUAAGGUGGAUGAGCCUUCCAAAUAUGGUGUUGUUGUCAUGGAAGAGUCGAAUGGCCAGGUUGAGAGAUUUGUGGAAAAGCCUAAGUUAUUUGUAGGCAACAAGAUCAAUGCUGGCAUUUACCUGCUCGACCCUUGCGUUCUAGACAGAAUUCAAUUAAAACCAACGUCCAUUGAGAAAGAGAUUUUCCCAAAAAUUGCUGCCGAGAAAAAGCUCUAUGCUAUGGUCCUCCCGGGGUUUUGGAUGGAUAUUGGACAGCCAAGGGAUUACAUCACUGGUCUUAGACUUUACCUAGAUUCUUUGAAGAAGAGAUCUUCACCGAAACUAGCAUCAGGUUCUCAUAUUGUUGGAAACGUCAUAGUGGAUGAGACUGCGAAAAUUGGAGAAGGAUGCUUGAUUGGACCAGAUGUUGCGAUAGGCCCUGGUUGCGUGAUUGAGUCUGGGGUUAGACUCUCUCGUUGCACUGUGAUGCGUGGAGUCCGUGUUAAAAAACACGCGUGCGUCUCAAGUACCAUUAUUGGUUGGCACUCAACUGUUGGACAAUGGGCUCGUGUUGAGAAUAUGACCAUUCUUGGAGAAGAUGUCCAUGUUUGUGAUGAAAUUUACAGCAAUGGUGGAGUAGUCUUACCUCAUAAGCAGAUCAAAUCUAGCAUCCUGAAACCAGAAAUAGUGAUGUGAGGGUAAUUUCUAGUGCUAGGAAGCAAUAAGUUAGUUUGUUCAAAAUGUGUUUUUUCUUUUCCUUUAUUUGGUUGGUUUUCAAGUUCAUCUUCUUCAAUUGUAAAAGUGGGAAAGUCUUUCAAUUUCAAAGGUUUGCCUGUUUGUAAUUUUCGGUGUAUAUACAAAUAAAGAAUUCUAUUA
Messenger RNA from Lycium barbarum (goji berry), 1473 nucleotides. RefSeq names its product mannose-1-phosphate guanylyltransferase 1. NCBI's taxonomy places the organism in Eukaryota, Viridiplantae, Streptophyta, Magnoliopsida, Solanales, Solanaceae. Gene Ontology annotation, biological process: cell wall mannoprotein biosynthetic process; GDP-mannose biosynthetic process. The record is from RefSeq and is a predicted model, not a curated record. The transcript is spliced from 4 exons. Gene Ontology annotation, molecular function: GTP binding; mannose-1-phosphate guanylyltransferase (GTP) activity. Gene Ontology annotation, cellular component: cytoplasm. The coding region runs from base 208 to 1293 and encodes 361 amino acids.